This is a messenger RNA of Helicoverpa armigera (cotton bollworm), 7598 nucleotides long. RefSeq names its product zinc finger protein 91. Lineage: Eukaryota; Metazoa; Arthropoda; Insecta; Lepidoptera; Noctuidae. The record is from RefSeq and is a predicted model, not a curated record. Gene Ontology annotation, cellular component: nucleus; chromosome. Gene Ontology annotation, biological process: regulation of transcription by RNA polymerase II. Gene Ontology annotation, molecular function: zinc ion binding; chromatin insulator sequence binding.
UUUUAAUAUUUUGGCCAAAAAUUAGAUAAAAUAUAACAGUAGAAGCUGUGUAUCACGUUCUUUGUGGUAUAAAUACGUGUUUUGCUGUAGUUAGCGAUCGUUUGUUCCGCAGAGAUGAUGUUUAAGUGACAUGAAGUUUCUUGAGAGCAAAUCAAUAUGGCACUCAAGCUCGGAAAAUGCAGGCUUUGCCUCAAGCUUGGCGUUUACUCCAUCUUCACGGUCGACAAUGCCUUGCAACUUGCGGAGAUGGCAAUGGAAUGCGCCCGGGUGAAAAUAUAUGAUGGCGAUGGGCUGCCAGACAAAGUGUGUUCAGAGUGCAUUCAGAAACUAAGCAGCGCCUACAUCUUCAAGCAGCAGUGCGAGCGAGCUGACCAGGAGCUACGCCGCAACUAUGUACCACCACCAGGAUUUAGCAUCCGGUCUGCCAGUCCAACACCUCCAAACCGACAAAGCAGUGAUUCCGCCUUCUCCAAUCAUACCGACACCUCCAACUUGACCAAAGCUCCAUCUCACCGAGGAAAAGUGACACCUGCUGCUAGAUCAAGGAAGCGUAGCAUGGACAGCAUCGGAAAUGCAUCUACUGGGGCUUCCAGCGACUACAGACCUAGCGGCUCCAAACGCGUCGAAGAACUCAGAAGGAGUUACAAAAGACCGAGAAAACUGUCGGGCCACAUAUCGCAAUUAGACUCCGAUUACGAUGACAAUAGCGCCCCGUACUUACCAGAAACUGAUUCCGACGAGCCUUUACUUAAAAGUAACUACAAAUGCAACUACUGCCCCAAACAAUUUCCAUCUGCAAGAAGUCUCAUUAAUCACAAGAGAAUACACGAAAAAAAAGAAACACUCGGCCAAAACGCCGUCGUCGAUAUACCCCAAGACAGCGGCGAUGCUACAGACGUAGAAGAUAAACUAAACUGCGACAAAUGUGGCAAGACGUUCAAAUUGAAGAUCAUGUUGAAGCGUCACCAGGAAAUAUGUGCUAAGGCGACCAGUCCCGUCAAGCCUCAACAGAAGGAGUUGCUCAUUUCACUAGAGCCGAUCGAUGGCAUGACCAAUCGGAACAUAGUGUGUGAACUGUGCAAUGCCAAAUUCAAGGCCGUUGAUAAUUUGGCAAAGCACAUGAAGGUAGUUCACGCUGCGGUAUUGAAAAGAGAAAAGCGGGAGAACGGAAAGGUUGCAGUGCCGUGUCUGUUCUGUCAGAAGUCAUUCGAUGACUAUUACGUCCACAGUGCGCAUUUCAACUCGUGUGCCAAUAGGGACGACAGUGUACCGUUUGAGUGUCCAAUAUGCAAAAAGCUAACAUCGAGGAAGACUUCGUACUUCCAACACCUUAAGAACAUGCACUUCGAGCCUCGCAUGUCGCACGAGCGGGCGGCCGUGGAGCCGCCGACGCAGGAGUACCACGAGUGCAGGAUGUGCUACAAGAAGCUCGCCUCGCAGGAGCUGCUCAUCACGCACCUGGCGGCGCACGUGUCCAACAUCGACGAUAAUGACGCCGCUGCUGACAACGACUCCAGCACCAUGGACGAUUCUGCAUCUAUCCAGUCAGUACCAAGUCAAUCUCAUACCCCACUCGACUACUAAAAUGCAAAACAUGCCAAAAGAGUUUAAAUAUAAAGGUCUCUGGAGACUCACGAGGCGCGGUGUCACUCUGAAGUACCUGUAGAAGUGAAGGUGGAACCGCCCGAUAAGCCGUCGACGAGCCUACUGAGCGAGACAGUAUACCGCCAAACAGAGUCAGAUUCUAGUCAAGAAGAGGAGGAUAACACGUGUGAUAUCUGCGAGAAGCAGUUCUCGUACCGCAGACUACUGCUGCACCACAAGCGCACCAAGCACAACAUGAGCUCGGGGCACAAGCGCGCCAAGAUCUACCUGAAGGACUGCUCCGUGCGCUGCCUCAUCUGCGACCUCGACAUGAAGGUGGCGGGCAUCAACGAGCACAACCAGAUGCACACCUCCAAGAACAUGAAGCCGCGCAACAUCUACACCUGCGCCGAGUGCGGGGACACCUUCAAGAGCUGCGUCGCGCUCGCCAACCAUAUCAAACUCAUACACAGGCUCAAACAGAAGCGGGUAGAAGAGACCGUUAACCCGUCGGAUUUUUGUGAAGUCGUUGUGGCAAAAGCGGAACCCCUGGACUGGAUCCAGAGUCACAACGACUUUGGUGAGGUUCCGGGCGCAGAGAGCAAGCCGCUAGUCGACCUGAGCGGUUUCACCUGUCCCAUCUGCGGCAAGAAAAUGGCCACCCUCAUAUCUCUGAAGAGGCACGUCAACUGGCACACCAAUGUUGGUAACAAUAUUGAAAAGAAGUACCAGUGCUCCGUCUGCAAUGAGGCGUUCAAAUUCCAGUGUCACUACAAGAUCCACAUGCGUGAGCACUACCACGACACGAACCUGGACCCGAAGCACCUGACGUGCACCAUCUGCGGACGGCGCAGCAAGCACCUCCGCGCCGCGCAGGCGCACAUGAACUUCCACAAGCAGACGCGCUUCCAGACCAAAGACUACCAGUGCUCCAUCUGCGAGCGCGUCUUCCAGCACCGCAAGGUCUACCUCUCGCACAUGGCCAUACACUACAAGAAGGGCGACAGCGUCCAGAACACGGUGGUGGGCGACGCGCUGCCCAGCAACGUCGACACAAGUACGACGGCACCCACCUGCCGGCACUGCGGCAAAGUGUGCGACUCAGAGAACUCCCUCAAACAUCACUUAAUCUGGCACAACUCUAAAACGUUCCUGUAUGGUGCCCGGCACGAGUGCAGCAUCUGCAAAGUCAAGUUCACUAACAAAAGACGACUCGAAAUCCACAUCAGAUCACACUACGAAGACGAAAACGGCCCCUACAAGUGCACCAUUUGCGGCAAGGGCUACACUGACGAAGGCUAUUUCCAAAAACACGUGAAGGGACACAACUUCGAUCACCAGUCCCACAAAAGAGAAUAGAAAAUCCGCAAGGAUAAAGUCAAGUGUCCAAUUUGCACACGGUAUUAUCCAGACUUGGUGAAACUUAUCCGUCACUUGAGGCGGACACAUCCUGAAAGUAAGAUGAUCAAAGCCGACCCUGACGCUCCACCACAAUCGUACUUUUCGUGUAAAUUAUGCGCCAAAGUAUUUCUGGACGAAAGACGGCUACAGUCACACGAGGAAGCUCACCUUAGGAAACCAGAGUUCUUUAAAUGCAAGUUCUGUGGCAAGAAGACGAUAUCGCUGAGGAGUCAUCGCAUGCACAUAAAGAGUCACUUGGCGCAGAAACAUUUCGAGACUCCGCUGAAGUGUCCGCACUGUGACGAGACAUUCGUGAAGGGCUACGGCCUGCACCACCACCUGCGCGACGCACACAACAUCGACGAGAACUGGAUCGCCGACCGCUCCGACCAGCCGCUCACCGGACCGCUCAAAGAGCUUCAGUGCUCCAUAUGCAUGAAGGUCCUCGCCAGCAAAGGGAACUAUGAGCGACACAUUGAUUACCACAACUCCCUGAGGUGUAACUACUGUUUCGAUUACUUCAGCUCGCUCAGAUUCCUCGAAGGGCAUUUAGCAUUCUCCUGCGAGAAGAAGCUCUUAGGGGACACAGAAGUUUACCCCAAGAGAGUAAAAUGCAAUAUUUGUUACAAAGCAUUCCAUGUUCAAGUGAAACUAGACUGUCAUCUGCGCACGCAACACGGCAUUAUAGUCAAUAGAGAAGCGUCCGCGGGCAAGCAAGAAAUUGUCUGUGACUACUGCUUCAGAGUUUUCGAAAACGAGUAUGCUCUAAACACGCAUAAAAUCUACCACCGAACUGUUGGAUACUACGGAUGUAUUUACUGCAGUAAAAAGUUCAGCACGUUGGUUUUGUAUCGGAAACAUAAGAACCACCACUUAGCACAGUUGAACGUGGAUAAUCCGACCAAGUGCGAACAUUGUGAUGAGACGUUCGUCGCCUUCCGAGAUAUGAUAACCCACAUGCGAGAGGAGCACGGAGAUGACAAGGAGUGGUUCACCGAGCCCCGCGAGUCUAUCGAGGAGACCUGCCCGAUAUGCAACAAGCGAUUCUACAACCUGCACAGACAUUUGGCUUACCAUGAAGAAAAUAAGUGCAAGAAGUGCAGUGAGUAUUUCUACUCCAGGGUGGAUUACGAUAACCAUCUUUGUGCCAUAGAGAGUGAUGACGAAGGCACGGGAUAUGUAGUAAGCGAAGAUACUUUCAAAUAUGAGGAGUGCAAGUUCUGCUUCAAACCUAUCACCAAGAAGAGUACUAAACGGUUACACAACCAGAUACACAAGGGAUCCGGCUCUAUAUCUUGUAGGUUCUGCACUCUCAAGUUUAAAACUAUGGACGCCUUUAACAUACACGCAUUUUCUCAUCGAAGCAGAAAAUACACUAAGAAACCGAUAAAAUGCCGAAAGUGUGGCGAGAAGUUUAUUAAAUACGGACCAUUUAUGAAGCACAUGAAACUAGUUCACAAAUGUGUGAAGAAGAUGCACUACAGGGCAGUUGUGAAGCCAGACAAGUGUGUUGUAUGUGGCGACGAUUUCCCCAAUCUGCACAACCACUACCGCGCUCACCUGCUGAACCAGUGCCAGGGCUGCCGCAAGUACUUCACGUCCUUCAAGGUGAUCUCUGCGCACGAGUGCGGCAAGGAGGACAUCGACCCCUCUAAAGUGUUCACGUGUGACGCCAACCUGAACCAGCUCAUCAACACGUAUGUCCCUACUGACGAGAAAGAUGAUGAGAAGUUCUACGGCCACACCGAUGACGAAGACGAAGAAGAUGAUAUUAAUCCGCUAGUGUAUGACGAGGAGAGUCAGGAAAGUAAGGACAUACCCAUGAUCCAGUCGCCGAUUAUAUCUGAUGUACUUUCGCUGUUCAAGUCGGAGACAAAUGGCUUGGACGUGCUGGGUGAUAAGGCCGACCACGUGGUCAAUAUUACUGAUGAUGACUCGGUCGACGUCGAUGAUUCUCUUGUACCAGUCGUUGUCGUCAUCGAUGAUGAUUAAAAACAUUUCAAUCAUCGAUAUUAUUAUGUGUGCUAUUUUACAAAACAAUUCCUAAUAAAUGCUGGUCGAAUAAAUGCACGCGACUAGCCGAGAAAAUACAGUUUAUUGCAAAAAAAAGGAUAUGUAACUAUAAAUGUACUGUAGAAAAAUAUGUUUCAAAUCCAUCAUAGAUGAUGGGGUAGUAUUUAAAGAUACAUAUUUCUUAAAAUAAAAGUGAAAUUGAUAGAAAAUUGUGACCUAUCGGUAUAUUCUUCGUUCUGAUUGUGCAAAAUUAUAUUUUAGCUAAUAUAAUAUUAUUUCAUUGUACUACAUUUGUGUAGGCACUUUACUAAAAGUAAACAAUCUUGAUACAACUUUUUUACACAAAUGCAUAUUAAAUAAAUAAACUUUGUCCUGUUGAAAUAAUUGUUCGAUUGAUUUAAUAACUGUUAUUAUUGAGUUGAUUUUUAGCCGCAUUUUAUUUGUUAAUUGAGUUUUUAAUUAAAUAAAAAGUCAUGUCAAGAUUGUAGUAGAGUAUAGAUAUUUAAACAUGACAGUUUUUAUUUUCAUUGAUUAUUUAGACUGUUAUAUUACAAUGGUGCAUCUGAAUAUUAUAUUUUUUUUAAAGAGGAAAAGUUACAUACACCAAAGACGAUAUUUUGACAAAAGUGCAUUUUCUUUGUCUGCGAGGUUGCCAUUGGUGUUAGUCUGGUAUAUUUUGAAAUUAAUACGUUCUUUCAGACUGUCAUAAUAUAUUAUAUGAAAGGCCUUUGCAGACGGAAAGAAGUUCUCGACAAACUUUGUUGACUAGCUCGACGCGGAUCGUCUCAUAAAAAGUUAAAAUAAAAUAAAGGCUUAAAGGUCUAACUUUAUGUUGAUGGUUAUAGUUUUCGCCAAACUUUAUGGCGCCUCUGGACUAUUUUUACUAGCGAGAAUUAUGACCUUUGAUGCUGUGGUAUGGUGACUUGUAUGUGAAAUUUGUGAUUAUGGUAUGUUUAUAAAUGUUAUGAUCAUUAAAGCAAUUAGAAUAUUGUAAAGAUUUGAUAAAUUCUUGUUUUUGCAUAUUUAUGGUGAGUUGCACUAUUUAACUAUAGCCAAACUAAAGCAUAACUAGCAGUAUACUUGCCGCGAUUUGACAACUGAUCGUGGUUCCUUUAUCGUUAUGUUAUAGUUAAGGGGUGUAAACCCAUGGUUAAUGUGUGAAACAGCUGGUAUAGCACAAUGUAGAAAGAAAUUAUUAUGAGGUAGCAUGCAGUAUCCUUUCACAUUUUGAUUUUGCACUAAAGAAGAAAGAAGUUUCUUUCUCACCAGUGUCAAUGAUAGGUAUCACAGAAAGUGAAAAGUAUUUCUAAAUAGUUUAGUAUUUGUACAAGUAUGUAUGAUGAAAAGGUUUUAUAUAAGUUUUGAUUAUCAAACAGAAUCGUUUUUAAACGGUUUUAUUUAGCUCACCCCGUUUGUUUUAUUUUAUUAUUAUUUUUCGUGCCAUUUGAUGUUCUUUUAUGUUCUUAGGGCGUGUCUUGACUAGCUUCGUUUUUGUGCAAUAUGUGGCUAUAAAACAGCUCCCGGCAAGCCAUUGCAGACAUAUUGCAAUGCAUGGUUUAGCUAUAGAUUGCUCAGACGUCAGUGGCUAAUAAAUAUUUUUGCAAUAUUCGGCGAUUUUUUUGCCAACAUUGCAGCCACAUAGUGCACAGAAAUGUAGCCCGUCAAGAAGCGCCCUUAUGAAAAUUUGAAUUGCAUUGUAAAUAAAUGAAAGCUUUUCACAACUACUGGAGAUGAGAAUGAGUCUCAUUACUUAAUAUUCGUCUGUAGUCUUCAAACUUGUAUGUAUUUUAGUUGGUAGAUUAGGAACUAUUGUACAAAAUGCUUUGAAUAUCUAUUUAAAAUAGCUUAAGAGUAUUUGUGCAGUUUCGUUCUAUGAUAAAUAUUGUUCGGAUUGACAUGUACAGUUUGUGGCAAAAACUUUGCAAUUCUAAAGUUAGCCAUGUGACGCUCCGCUCGUGCUUUUCUUGUUCAAAUUUUUUUCCUUGUGUGAAGUAUAUUAGCCAACUUCGGACAAGGAAACCUUCGAGACAAUAUCUGAACGAACAACAAAUGCGCAAGGAGUCAAGUGGCUAACUUCAGAAUAGCAAAGUUACAUGGCGCGAACGUAAUACAAGUUUUAUAGUACUGUAUAGUUAAAUAGGUAGCUUAAUUCCGAACUAUACCUGUGAUUUUUUUUAAACUUGCCUGGAGAGAUUCCAUGCUCUCAAUAGUUCCCAUUAUAACCCUGUUAAAUGGCAGUUUUAGCAGUAAUUGUAGAAUGUUUUGUUUUUAUAUAAUCUGCUAUUUCGUAUUACAACUUAAAAUAGUUCGAAAUAGUAUAAAUUGGCAUUUUAAGUCUUUGUAUUAGCCAAAGGAGCGGGUGUUUGAAUUUUAGAUAGUAAUGUAAGUUAGAUACCUACCUGUUAAGGUCAGUCAACCUCUUUGAUCGUCUAGUUAUAAGAUAAAGUGUUUAUUCCAAUUAUGUUAAAAAGAAGUUACUUUUAUUUGCGGUUAAUUUUUUUAUUCUUUUUUUUCAAGUCUCGAAUUCUCUCUUGUUGUAUUUCUUUGUGAAAUGUAGAUUGAUGAUGGGCGAAAUAAAAAGAUCAUUGAAAUUUUAAUAA